UGCUAUUGGUGUUUUAUUCAACUGAUAAAUCCAGAAUUAUUUACCCCUGCGAUGCCCUUAAUCCUUCCUGUUCGGAUGUCUCCACGCAGUUCGGAUCAGAGAUGGUGCGCAGAGUGCGUUGCCCGUGCCUUUUAUGCGGUUGUGUGCAGUCCUAAAGUUGCCAAGGAAGAAUUAUGCUGAAGAAAAACCCAGAGAUGACGAAGCGUCUUCAGCUGACACUGGUGAUGUGCUUGCAGAUGGUGGUGUGCAGGACUGAGCAGGGAGGCUUGGUGCAGGGCAUGAUGGAGUGGAGCCAGCUGCGCGAGCAGAGCAGGGCACCAGCGUCCAGCCAUGAGGCCCCUCCAGCAGCCCUGAAGCCCAGCUCGCUGCGGCUCUUCGCCCAUCCCCCCUCUUCCUCCUCCUCCUCCUCCUCCUCUCACAAGCACCCCAUCGCCGGCCCUGCCCAUCCAGACGAGAGCCCGCAGGACAUGCUGGACACGUGGGCGUGGCUGUCCAACCUGACGGGGAUCAUGGGAGCCGACGACGAGGAGGCCAUCCUGGCGCGCUCCAAGCGCCGACCCAUCAUCAAGACGGGCAAGUUCAAGAAGAUGUUUGGCUGGGGCGACUUCCACUCCAACAUCAAGACGGUGAAGCUCAACCUGCUCAUCACCGGGAAGAUCGUUGACCACGGCAACGGAACCUUCAGCGUCUACUUCCGCCACAACUCCACCGGGCUGGGCAACGUGUCGGUGAGCCUGGUGCCGCCCAACAAGGCCGUGGAGUUCCAGGACGAGAGCCAGCUGAGGGAGAUGGCCGCCAUCGCCGCGGCGACCGGAGCCGCCAACGGCAACGCAGCCACGCUGGAGACACAGGACACCUUGGCCAGGGGCUUCAACUGCCGCAUCGAGUACGAGAAGACGGACCGCAGCAAGCGCACAUCGCUCUGCGGCGCCGACCCCUCGCGCGUCUGCUACCAGGAGCAGACGCAGAGCCACCUGUCCUGGCUCUGCUCCAAGCCCUUCAAGGUCAUCUGCAUCUACAUCGACUUCUCCAGCCAAGACUACCGCCUGGUGCAGAAGGUCUGCCCGGACUACAACUACCACAGCGACAUGCCCUACACCUCCAUGGGGUAACCAGCGCCCCUCCCUUCCUAUACAUGGGGUAGCUCGUUCCUCUAUCCCCAUUCCAAAAACUCCCUAAAUCCUGUCUAUCGAUUUUCCAGCCAAAACUAUCGCCUGGUGCAGAAGGUCUGCCCAGACUACAACUACCACAGCGACAUGCCCUACACCUCCAUGGGGUAGUUAUUGCUCUGUCUAUUGCCCUGGAAGAGCACCCUAGCCCCAUUCCAAAACCCCAACUCCCUAACUGUAGUUCUCCAGCUGAGGCUACCGCCUCAAGCAGAAGGUCUGCCUGGACUACCAUUACCACAGUGACA
Messenger RNA from Engraulis encrasicolus (European anchovy), 1414 nucleotides. RefSeq names its product neurexophilin-2-like. The coding region runs from base 174 to 1112 and encodes 312 amino acids. Gene Ontology annotation, molecular function: signaling receptor binding. The transcript has 3 exons. The record is from RefSeq and is a predicted model, not a curated record. Lineage: Eukaryota; Metazoa; Chordata; Actinopteri; Clupeiformes; Engraulidae.